Molecule: messenger RNA, 1372 nt
Organism: Ostrea edulis (European flat oyster)
Lineage: Eukaryota; Metazoa; Mollusca; Bivalvia; Ostreida; Ostreidae
Exons: 2
Coding region: 393-1271 (292 amino acids)
Source: RefSeq, a predicted model, not a curated record
AGACAUGUUGUUAUGCUGAGAAUUCACUAACCUUACGUAUAGGGGUAGAUGUGAUAAUUUCUGUCUUUUCCUGAUUUAGCUUGGUAUGUUUUGCAUCCGGUUAGCAAUAUCAGAAACACACCGUUAAAGUCUGUCUGCAGUGCUGUCCCAGCUGACGUUCGGAUUUAUAAUCUGGUAUACCUGAAUGUCUGCGUAGCAAUGAUAACACUUGUUAAGCCUCUGGGAUUUCUUUAAUUGGUUUGGAGAACAAGCAAUACAGACGAGGUCGUAAUACAGAACCCUGCGGAACUCCAAAGUGGAGUAGGAACUCUCUGGACAAUUUAGAUCCAACCGCAGUUUGUUGACUUCGACCAGAGAGAUAAGACUUCAUCUAUGACAGAGCCGACCCCGUGAUGCCAAAAGCAUACUCCACAUGCCUGAUCAGAAUAGUGUGGUCUAUGUCAUCGAAUGUGGCUGAAAGCUCCAUGAGCUCAAGCAUCAAUAGUGCAGCACAUGGAUUUCUGUCCAGAGCAGAGUUUUCUGUAGUUAACAUGUGUGAAACAGAAGUUUUGAUAACAACUGGAGAAGAAAAUACGCAAUGCCUUGUUGCCGAGUUUGAAAGUAGUAAUUUUGAAGCUGAAUCUUUCUUGAUAAGCGAUUCAACCCUGCGUAUAAGAGACUGUAGAAUGGGCAAUAUCGCCCAAGAUCUGUGGCUGUGUUUCACUGGGGACAUUAAUGGUAUAGUAGGAAUUCUCAACAAUUUUCCAGAUAUUACUGCUCCGUUUUCGUAUAUCAGUAUAUUACCGAGAGGAGAGAGAAGUUUAAUUGAUGUAUACCCAAUUUCGAGAAAAGAUUUACCGUUACAGUUGUACAAUUCUGACGGUAUGCAGUAUUUAAAAUGGACAAAAGGUUUUAAAUGUUUAGAAGGGGAUGGCUUUGAUUUUCACUUUACUCUCUUACCAAGAGGAGGAAAUUUGCAUUAUCCUAAGUACAACAGACGUGAAUUUCAGAAGUUGCAGUAUGCUUUCCAUGAAAAUUUCAGAAAGCAACUUUCAAAUACUAGAAUGAAUUUGGAUGAAAAAAGUUUGUCCAGAAGUACAAUGAAGAAAAACGUAAUUUUCGAUAUAAGAAAAUUGCAUGUUUUACCAGAUGACCGAGAAUUUAUUUUGAACACCCUCGACAAAAGUCUUCAAAGAUGCGCAGAAUUGAAAAUUUUAAUAUAUGUAUCAUUGCAUUCAAAUUUGGUGAUAGAGAUAUCUCCAUUCAAGUCGAAUAGAAAUAAACGCUUUUAAUGUGUACGCAGCUGAUGUGAGCAUUCAUGCUGCCCUUACCAUUUCAUCGCCUAUUUUGUCACAAAAUUUGUUUUGGUCGCGCUAUGGUUUACAGGACAUCG